Messenger RNA from Cuscuta campestris, 2655 nucleotides. The record is from the annotation of a GenBank genome assembly. NCBI's taxonomy places the organism in Eukaryota, Viridiplantae, Streptophyta, Magnoliopsida, Solanales, Convolvulaceae.
CUGAUAUCUCUGAAAACAAAAAUACCAGCGUGCUUCCCUUUGAAUCUCCUUCAUACACGUCUGAAACAGACCCUACGUGGAGGUACAGAAAGAAGUACAAUUGUUUGGUUGUAGAAGACACGGAAGAGGGAUUUUCGAGCGAAGAAGGGGAAGAGGUAACCUCUGUGUAUGACCCGACCAAAUUGACAUGCGUUGAAUAUUUUUUCAUGGAUGACCCUCCAAAAAGACCUUCUUGGCUGGAACCAUGUGGUGACGUGUUAUGCCCGGUGUGCACAGUCGCUGGAGCUGAAAGAUAUGCAAGACUUGCAGCUGAAGGACGUCCAGCCCCGGGCAUGGAGAAGAAGUACUAUAAAAUCAUCCGAGCUCUUCAUCCUCGUCCUCGCAAACUCCCCCACACUCUGUGUCUGGUGAGCUCUCGUGAAAAUAGGCAGUCAUGGCCACUUUCUCUACUACAAAAUCCUUGCCUAAACCCAACUUGUGUAUAACAUCUCCGUCCUCAUCAAGAGGCUUUGGCUCUUCUAAACUUCCAUUUCUUCCUCACAGACGCAGUAAAAGAAAUUUGAAGAUUAAUUGCUCCCUGCAGACUCCUUUGCUCCAUUUUCCCAACCAAUCUUCCAUUUCUUCCUCAAAUUCAUCAUGCCCGCGGGAGGAAAUUCCUUCUUCUUCGCCUCAACGGUGGAAUUUCUUUCAGAGGGUGGCGGCAAUGGCUUUGGACGCCGUGGAGGAGAAGCUAACAGAGCACGAGCUCAAUCAGACUCUCCCCAAAACGGCGGACCCCAAGGUUCAGAUUUCUGGUAAUUUUGCUCCGGUGCCUGAACAGCCCGUCCGGCAAGCAGUUCCGGUGGCCGGGAAGAUCCCGGAGUGCAUACAGGGCGUGUACGUCCGGAACGGCGCGAAUCCCCUCCACGCCCCUGUGGCUGGCCACCACUUCUUUGACGGUGACGGCAUGAUUCACGCCGUCCGGUUCAAGAACGGCGCCGUCAGCUACGCGUGCCGGUUCACGGAGACACACAGGUUCGUCCAGGAACGGGCCUUGGGGAGGCCGGUUUUCCCAAAAGCCAUCGGAGAACUUCACGGCCACACCGGGAUCGCUAGGCUGAUGCUCUUCUACGCUCGCGGGCUUUUCGGCCUCGUCGACGGGAGUAAAGGCACGGGAGUCGCGAACGCCGGCUUGGUCUACUUCAACAACCGCUUGCUGGCGAUGUCGGAAGACGAUUUGCCGUACCACGUGAGGGUCACGCCCUCCGGAGACCUGAAAACCGUCGGGAGAUACGAUUUCAACGGCGAACUCAAAUCCUCCAUGAUCGCGCACCCGAAGCUCGACCCUGUUUCCGGCGAGCUCUUCGCCCUCAGUUACGACGUGAUCCAGGCCCCGUACCUGAAGUACUUCUGGUUUUCAAAGUCGGGGAGAAAAUCACCCGACAUCGAAAUCCCAGUCCGGGACCCCACAAUGAUGCAUGAUUUCGCAAUCACGGAGAGAUUCGUGGUCGUCCCCGACCAGCAAGUGGUGUUCAAGAUAUCCGAGAUGGUCGGAGGAGGAUCGCCGGUGGUGUACGACAAUAACAAAGUGGCAAGAUUCGGAGUCCUCAACAAAUACGCCAAAGAUUCUUCAGAAAUGAAGUGGGUGGAAGUGCCGGACUGCUUCUGCUUCCACCUCUGGAACGCAUGGGAAGAACCAGAAACAGAGGAGGUUGUGGUCAUCGGGUCAUGUAUGACUCCCCCGGAUUCAAUCUUCAACGAGAGGGAAGCCGAAUUGAAGAGCGUUUUGUCCGAAAUUCGACUCAAUCUGAAGACGGGCAAGUCCACGAGAAGAGCAAUCAUCCAAAACCAGUACCAAUUGAAUCUAGAGGCCGGGAUGGUGAACAGGAACAAGCUGGGGAGGCGAACCAGGUACGCAUAUCUGGCCAUAGCAGAGCCGUGGCCAAAAGUCUCCGGCUUUGCAAAAGUGGACUUGUUCACCGGAGAAGUGAUGAAAUUCAUGUACGGAGAGGAGAAGUACGGAGGCGAGCCACUGUUCCUGCCGCCGGCCGCCGCCGCGGAUGGGGAGGAAGACGCGGGGCACAUCCUGGCCUUCUCGCACGACGAGAAGGCGGGGAGUUCAGAAUUGCAAAUUGUGAAUGCCCAGACAUUAGAUCUGGAGGCCACUGUGAAGCUGCCAUCAAGGGUUCCUUAUGGCUUCCAUGGCACAUUCAUCAACGCCAUGGACUUGGCUUUCCAGGUUUAGAUUAAAUAGCAGGUCGUCCCAGAUUCCUGGAAUGGAUCGGAGGAGAUUGACCAGUGGGGUGGUUGAUUAUAUUCAUUAUAAAUACAUCCCCGGAAUCUUCUUCGCCAGUUAAUUAUUUAUUGAGUGCGUUUAUUUUUAGUUUACUUUAUUAUUCAUGUGAGAGGUUUUCAGAAGCCAGUUUGUAGCUUUGUGGACUUGCUUAUUAGGAGUGAAGCUCAGCUGGUUUUCUGCUUAUUCUUUCACAUUGCUUAGGUGCAUGAGGGAAAUGGAGUAUGUAUAUUGGAAUGAAAUAAUCUCCAUAUAGCUCUUCAAAUAUGCAUGUGUUCUCUGUUGUACAUGAAAUGUGUCCACUUUUGGCCUUCCUAUUAUUAUUAUAUUAUAUUGUCCACUUUUAAUUUUUGUUUGUUCAAAAUUAAAAAGAUGUGAUCAUA